This is a messenger RNA of Ilex paraguariensis (yerba mate), 249 nucleotides long. The record is from the annotation of a GenBank genome assembly. NCBI's taxonomy places the organism in Eukaryota, Viridiplantae, Streptophyta, Magnoliopsida, Aquifoliales, Aquifoliaceae.
AUGGUAGGCAAGCUACUUAGUGAGGCGAGGGGCGAGCAGCCCUUGUGGUCCGCAAUGGGCAAGCAGCCCCUGUGGUCUGCGAUGGCCCAUGUGUUCAUCGAGCAGAUUAGGCGCGUGGAGGAGAUUGGGGACGCCGAGGCCGAGGCGACCCAGGUGAGCAUGGAGCCUUUGGGUGAGCUGAGCAACGACGUAGGUGAGGGAUGGCCAAGGCAUGGAGGAGGAGCUUCAAGGCACUGGGGUAAGCACUGA